AUGUCGUGCCCAGCCUGCUUUUCUGGCUCCGAACAUGAUGGAACCCCAAAGGGCAAGGUGAUCAAGCUCCACGGCUUGGACACCUACGUUACCGAGCCACCAGAGGGCAGGCCUGCCAAGGGCAUCAUUGUCAUCAUCCCCGACGCGUUUGGCAUCGACUUCAUCAACAACAAGAUCCUCGCCGACAUCUACGCUGCCAAGGGAGACUACAAAGUCUACCUCCCUGACUUCAUGCUCGGCCACUCGUGCCCGACCUGGCUCUUGGCCAACAUGGACGGCAUCAUGAAGAGCGGCAGCUACCUCGCCAUGCCCUACCACAUCUUCUGGGCCAUGUGGGGGUUCAUCCCCUGGAUCCUCCGGAACCGCCCCGGGAAGAGCUUCCCCAUCGUCAAGAAGUUCUUCGCGGACCUGCGCAGGGAGGCCGGCCCGGCCGGCCCGCCCGUCGGCGCCGCGGGCUUCUGCUGGGGCGGCAAGCACGUCGUCCUCCUCGCCGACGCGCAGCACAGGACCGACGACGGGCGGCCCAUGUACGACGCCGGGUUCACGGGCCACCCGAGCUUCCUCGAGAUCCCCAAGGACAUCGAGAGGAUCGCCCUCCCGGUCUCGAUCGCGGUGCCGGAGCUGGACAACCAGUUUUCUGUACCCAGGGAUAUUGAUAUCAUCAACAAGAUCAUGGAGGGCAGGCCCGAGGCCACCAAGGGCGAGGUCCGGGUGUACGACAAGGUCGGCCACGGGUUCUGCGUCAGGGCGGACAUGAAGGUUGAUGAUGUGGCCAAGUCGGCUGCUGAGGCGGAGGACCAGGCUAUUGCUUGGUUCAACGCCAAGUUGGGCAAGACCCUGUGA
Molecule: messenger RNA, 843 nt
Organism: Diaporthe citri
Lineage: Eukaryota; Fungi; Ascomycota; Sordariomycetes; Diaporthales; Diaporthaceae
Exons: 2
Coding region: 1-843 (280 amino acids)
Molecular function (GO): hydrolase activity
Source: RefSeq, a predicted model, not a curated record